Alternaria infectoria is the source of this 1002-nucleotide messenger RNA. RefSeq lists its product as uncharacterized. NCBI's taxonomy places the organism in Eukaryota, Fungi, Ascomycota, Dothideomycetes, Pleosporales, Pleosporaceae. Bases 1 to 1002 code for a protein of 333 amino acids. The record is from RefSeq and is a predicted model, not a curated record. The transcript is spliced from 4 exons.
AUGUUCCACAACCCCACCGCCUCAACCUACCAACACACCACCCCCUCCACCAACCCCUCCGUCGAGCCCUUCCACCGCAGCCUCCCCGACUACGCCGUCACCCCUCUAAUCCCCUUACCAGACCUCGCCCAACAACUCGGAAUCGGCCACAUCCUCCUAAAAGACGAAUCCGCACGUCUCGGCCUCCCCGCCUUCAAAAUCCUCGGCGCAUCAUGGGCCAUCCAAGUCGCCUUAACCAAGAAACUUUCCCUACCCACCACAGCCACACUAGACGAGCUUGGUGCAGCAGCAAGAAAAGAAGGGGUGGAGUUGUAUUUAGGUGUCAAGGCAGUGAUUUUUGUGCCUGAUUUUAUGGAUAGGGCGACCCAGGAGAAGAUUAGGGGUGAGGGCGCGACGGUGGUGGUUGUGGAUGGGGACUAUGAUUUCUCGAUUGAGAAAGCGAGGGAGGAGGCGGAGAAGGAGAAGGGGGGGAUGUUGGUUAUGGAUGUGAGCUGGGAGGGGUAUGAGGAGAUUCCUGAGUAUGUAGUACAAGGCUACAUAACCAUGCUCACAGAAACCGACAAACAACUCACUUCCAUGUCCCUCCCCCCCUUAACCCACGCCAUCGCCGCCGUAGGCGUAGGCUCCUGGGCACAAGCCGUAACCAGCCACUACAAAGCCUCGUCGCUCCCCCAACCCGCCACUGUCAUAACCGUCGAGCCCGACACCGCAGCCAGCCUCAAGACAAGUCUGGAGAAAGGCAAGAUCACACCCAUCUCCACCGGCCAUACAAUCUGCAACGGCAUGAACUGCGGGACGACGAGCACGACGGCGUGGGAGGUGUUGAGGAAAGGCGUGGAUGGGAUAAGGAACGGGCCGUGUGGAGCUGCGACGAUGACGGCGUUGAAGAGGGUGUGUGAGGACGGAAAAAUGAAGGAGACGUUGGGGUUGGACGAGACGUCAGUUGUGGUGUUGUUUAGUACGGAAGGGGCCAGAGACUACAUCAUCCCAUUUGGUGCUUGA